UGGGGCUGGCUUUUGCCCCGGAAGUGGCUGUCUUCAGCUGACAGCUGCUUGUAAGGUGGCGACGGCGGGCCCGGAGAAAGAUGGCGCUGCGGCCGGGAACGGGAGCUGGGGGCGGCGGGGCCUCGGGAGCCGGCGCGGGGGCCGCCGGGGCAGGCAGCUUCAUGUUUCCGGUUGCAGGUGGAAUAAGACCCCCACAAGCAGGACUGAUGCCAAUGCAGCAACAAGGAUUUCCUAUGGUGUCUGUCGUGCAGCCUAAUAUGCAGGGCAUGAUAGGGAUGAGUUACAGCUCUCAGAUGCCCCAAGGACCUAUGGCCAUGCAGGCAGGGAUACCAAUGGGGCCAAUGCCAGCAGCAGGAAUGCCUUACCUUGGACAAACACCAUUCCUGGGAAUGCGUCCCCCGGGCCCACAGUACACCCCAGACAUGCAGAAGCAGUUCGCUGAAGAGCAGCAAAAACGAUUUGAACAGCAACAGAAGCUCUUAGAAGAAGAAAGAAAAAGACGCCAGUUUGAAGAGCAGAAGCAAAAGCUCAGGCUUUUGAGUAGUGUGAAACCCAAGACAGGAGAGAAGAGUAGAGAUGAUGCUUUGGAAGCCAUAAAAGGAAACUUAGAUGGGUUUUCCAGAGAUGCUAAAAUGCAUCCUACUCCAGCAUCGCACCCUAAGAAACCAGAUUAUCCCACACCAUCUCAUUCUACUAAAACUGUCUCCCCAUCACCUGCCUUUCUUGAUGAAGAAGAAUUCAGUGACUUUAUGCAGGGGCCUGUUGAAGUUCCCACAUGUGGUCCUUCUUCCACUUCCCAGCCUUUUCAGUCUUUCCAUCCCACCACCCCAUUUGGCCAGUUGCAUACACAGAAGGCUGGAGCACAGCCUCUCCCUCCAGGUCAGAUUCCAGUGUCUUUUGCCUUACAUGGUGUCCCUGGGCAAAUUCCUUCUUUCUCUACUGCUGCAGCCUCAUACAAUGUACAGAAAGCAGGCCCUUCCUUGGAGGAGAAGCUCCUAGUAUCUUGUGAUAUAAGUUCAUCUGGGCAGGAACAAAUUAAAUUAAAUACCUCUGACGUUGGUCACAAAGCCCUAGGCCCAGGUUCCAGUAAGAACCAUCCCAGUUUAACGGCCAAAAACGGGGGUGCUAUAGAUGGACGUGUAAGUGGUACCACCAUUGCAGAGGCAGAAAAGACUUCAGACCAAAACCUAUCCAUUGAAGAGAGUGGUGUGGGAGUAUUUCCCUCACAGGAUCCUGUUCAGCCCAGAAUGCCGCCUUGGAUUUACAAUGAGAGUUUGGUUCCAGAUGCCUAUAAGAAAAUUUUAGAAAUCACAGUGACUCCAACUGGAAUAGAUACUGCUAAACUUUAUCCCAUUCUGAUGUCAUCUGGACUGCCCAGGGAAACUCUUGGACAGAUAUGGGCCUUGGCUAAUCGAACUACACCUGGCAAACUUACUAAGGAAGAACUUUAUACUGUUCUCGCCAUGAUAGCGGUAACACAGAGAGGUGUUCCUGCCAUGAGUCCUGAUGCUUUAAACCAAUUUCCAGCUGCUCCUGUUCCAACUUUAAGUGGAUUUCCUAUGACUUUGCCUACUGCAGUGAGUCAGCCAACCGGGAUGUCUUCAGGCCCUGCCGGCUCCAUACCCCUCAACCUUGGACAGCCGGUCAUGGGCAUUAACCUUGUUGGACCAGUUGGGGGAGCUGCAGCCCAGGCUUCCAGUGGCUUCAUGCCAACUUACCCUGCAAAUCAGGUGGUAAAACCAGAAGAAGACGACUUCCAGGAUUUUCAAGAUGCUUCUAAGUCAGGAUCCCUUGAUGAUUCAUUCAGUGAUUUCCAAGAGUUGCCUGCUUCUUCAAAAACAAGUAAUUCCCAGCAUGGAAGCAGUGCCCCUUCUUUGUUGAUGCCCCUUCCUGGCACUAAAGCAUCAGCUUCGAUGGAUAAGUAUGCUGUGUUUAAAGGAAUUGCAGCUGACAAAUCCUCUGAAAGUAACAUUCCAUUUGGAGAGCCUGGUGAUAAAUACAGUGCUUUCAGAGAACUUGAACAGACAGCAGAGGGUAAAACUUCAGGAGAAAACUUUGCAGAAUUCAGAUCUGCGAGCACUGAUGACGGUUUCACCGAUUUUAAAACUGCUGAUAGUCUAUCACCACUAGAGCCACCAACAAAAGACCAAACUUUUCCAGCAUCCUUCCCCUCAGGAGCUGUACAACAGAAACAACAAACACAAGUGAAGAAUCCUCUGAACUUAGCAGACCUUGAUAUGUUUUCCUCAGUUAACUGCAGCAGCGAGAAACCAUUAUCUUUUUCAGCUGCUUUUAGUGCAUCCAAAUCUGUUUCCACACGGCCACAGCCAACAGGAUCUGCUGCAGCUACGACAGCACUGGCAUCAACUAAGAUGUCUAGUUUGGCUGAUGAUUUUGGAGAAUUCAACCUUUUUGGGGAAUAUUCUAGUCCAGCAUCUGUUGGGGAACAGGAUGACUUUGCAGAUUUUAUGGCUUUCAGUAAUAGCUCUGUUUCAUCUGAGCAAAAGGCAGAUGAUAAAUAUGACGCCCUUAAAGAGGAAGCUAGUCCUGUUCCUCUAAGUGGCAGCUCGAGCAGCACAGUGAAGAGUGGACAAAACUCCGCUGCCACGUCCACCAAAUACGAUGUCUUCAAACAACUUUCUCUGGAAGGAUCUGGACUGGGUAUUGAAGAACUGAAGGAUAAUACCCCUUCAGGAAAAAGUGAUGAUGAUUUUGCUGACUUCCACUCUAGUAAAUUUUCUUCCAUGAACUCAGACAAAUCUCUGGGUGAGAAAUCAGUGGCUUUCAGACACACCAAAGAAGACUCUGCUUCAGUGAAGUCCUUGGAUCUCCCUUCCAUUGGUGGCAGCAGUGUUGGCAAGGAGGACUCUGAAGAUGCACUCUCUGUUCAGUUUGACAUGAAACUGGCUGAUGUGGGAGGAGAUCUUAAGCAUGUCAUGUCUGAUAGCUCUUUGGAUUUACCAACAGUUAGUGGCCAGCAUCCUCCUGCUGCAGAUAUAGAGGACUUAAAAUAUGCUGCUUUUGGAACCUACAGUAGCAAUUUUGCAGUGAGCACACUUACGAGCUAUGACUGGUCAGACAGGGAUGAUGCGUCUCAGGGCAGAAAACUCUCUCCAUUUGUCCUCUCAGCAGGAAGCGGGUCCUCCUCAGCUGCCUCGGUUCUUCAAAAGAAAGAGACUUCAUUCGGCAGUUCCGAAAACAUCACCAUGACCUCUGUCUCCAGAGUAACAACCUUCACAAAUGAAGAUGCUCUUCCAGAGGCCACCUUCCCAGCUUUUGCCAGUUUUAAAGAUGUGAUUCCUCAGACCAGUGAGCAAAAGGAAUAUGAAAGUGGGGACUAUAAAGAUUUCACGAGACAGGACGUGCCUACAGCCGAACGGAGCCCGGACGCCACCUGUCCAAGCCCGGCCUCCAGCAGCACUUCUCACGACACUCCCAAAGAAUGUGCAGAUGACUUUGGAGAGUUUCAAAGCGAAAAGCCCAAAAUCAGCAAAUUUGACUUUUUGGUGGCCAAUUCACAGAGCAAAAUGAAAUCCAGUGAAGAAAUGAUCAGAAGUGAGCUGGCAACCUUUGACCUUUCUGUUCAAGGAUCACACAAAAGGAGUUUGAGCCUUGGUGAUAAAGAAAUAAGCCGUUCUUCUCCUUCUCCGGCUUUGGAGCAGCCUUUCAGGGACCGUUCCAACACUCUGAGUGAGAAGCCGGCUCUGCCUGUCAUCCGUGACAAAUACAAAGAUCUGACAGGAGAGGUGGAGGAGAAUGAGAGAUAUGCAUAUGAAUGGCAGAGGUGCCUGGGGAGCGCCCUAGAUGUCAUUAAGAAGGCAAAUGAUACCUUAAAUGGAAUCAGUAGUAGUUCUGUGUGUACAGAAGUAAUUCAGUCAGCCCAAGGCAUGGAAUAUUUAUUAGGUGUUGUUGAGGUGUACAGGGUGACCAAGCGUGUGGAGCUGGGGAUAAAAGCCACCGCGGUGUGCAGUGAGAAACUCCAGCAACUGCUGAAGGACAUCGAUAAAGUGUGGAAUAACCUCAUUGGUUUUAUGUCCCUGGCCACACUCACGCCCGAUGAGAAUUCACUGGAUUUUUCCUCUUGUAUGCUACGGCCUGGGAUUAAAAAUGCUCAGGAACUUGCCUGUGGGGUGUGCCUUUUAAAUGUGGACUCCAGAAGCCGGAAAGAAGAGAAGCCUGCAGAAGAACAUCCCAAAAAAGCAUUCAACUCCGAAAUGGACAGCUUCAAGCUGGCAUAUGGAGGACACCAGUAUCACGCCAGCUGUGCCAACUUCUGGAUCAACUGUGUUGAACCAAAACCUCCCGGCCUCAUCCUGCCUGAUUUGCUCUGAAAAGUACCUCUUUGAAGUACCUACUGGGUCUGUUUUCCCAUCAUACCCCAGGAGGAGACAGGGACCAAUGAACAGAAUGCAGGACUGCGCAGUUCGCUUCCACGAAGCUAUAGGAGGAGUUCCCUGCACGGUCAGGGGUGAGAAGGAAGCUGCGAGCUCCCAGUCGUUCCUGCAGACAUUUGUCCCCUAGGUCCCACCACAAGUCUUAGGGAUUUGAGGUAAAAUUGCCCUGCCCAAACUGCAUGUGGCACCAGAAGUUUGCUAAUUUCUCUCUAGUUCUGCUAAGAUGUUUUAAAAUAUGGCACGAUUUUCUUUAAGGAAUCAUUUGCUGCUGCCGUAUAUUGAAACUGUGAAGAAUUGGCAUUUUGACGUUUGGAGAAAAAUAAAUUGUAAUAGGAUUGGAACUGGCAAGAACGUUUUGAGCCAGUGCUCACUUCUGUCUAGAACCCUGCUGUCCUGUGAAGUAGAAUGCAUUUACCCACAUGUAGCUUGUUGAUAUCUGAAAUGAAUAAAAGGGGACAUUGUGACUAAA
Messenger RNA from Acinonyx jubatus (cheetah), 4863 nucleotides. It is a transcript of the gene SYNRG, whose product is annotated as synergin gamma. Bases 81 to 4331 code for a protein of 1416 amino acids. Gene Ontology annotation, cellular component: clathrin coat of trans-Golgi network vesicle. The transcript has 23 exons. Gene Ontology annotation, molecular function: protein binding. Lineage: Eukaryota; Metazoa; Chordata; Mammalia; Carnivora; Felidae. The record is from RefSeq and is a predicted model, not a curated record.